This is a messenger RNA of Kockovaella imperatae, 1087 nucleotides long. RefSeq lists its product as hypothetical. The coding region runs from base 168 to 920 and encodes 250 amino acids. NCBI's taxonomy places the organism in Eukaryota, Fungi, Basidiomycota, Tremellomycetes, Tremellales, Cuniculitremaceae. The transcript is spliced from 4 exons. The record is from RefSeq and is a predicted model, not a curated record.
AAUUGUCCAGGAGUUGUGUUACAUGGCAGGAAAGAGAUAUUCAAGAUGAGUGUUCGAUGAUUCCAAUGGCUCUCUAAUAUCAAAAAGAUGAGAUCCCGUCCCCCGCAAGACUCAGAGGAGAGACUCAAGCCCCAAAGUUGAAAUAGCCCAACCAGUGGGAUAUUUUCAUGUCGACAUUUCUAAAAUUUACCGGCCGUCGCGGUUGGCUGGUCAGCAAUGAGUCCAGACCUGGGACUAGUCUUGAGCAGGAAGCAUCGAUACUCCAGCGUAGAAAUGUAGACUUUGGACUUUUGACAGUGAACAUCAUUGUUCCAACCUCAUUCAUACCUUGUACUGUCCCCGGGCGGGACGUAUCUCAACUCUCUUGUCUCCGACCUCCUUAUCCCAAUCCUCAUUUAACCCGAAUUUGCCGUGCAGAGCACGAGCAGGAAAGUAGAGAGAAGGGCGGACGCAGAAAAACGCCAUUGGCAAGCCUCUCCAUCGCGAGACGCUUCGUAGGACGCCCCUUGGAACGCCAUACCGCCUCUCUCUGGUCGCCUAUCGAGAGAACCCCUGGAGGAGCCCCUCUCAAAGCAGCUGGACCUGUCGCGAGGAAGAAGAAUUUCAAAGCAAACGUCAAGAUGGACUCGAUCGAUCAUCCCGAGGAAUCAGGUAGCACUCGGCUCACCAAUCUUUUACGAAGGCAAUUCGGAUGUGCUCCUCAUCCUGGUGAAGCAAAAAACGCCACCACGCCCCCUCUCGUCCCCUGUUCAAGGGACCCCCCUCGCCGAUCUCUUCGGCUCGUCUGCGUCAUGUUCGGAGGAGAUGAGAGGAUGGACAAUGACCCGCCACCUCGUGAGGCCCGGAAAUUGACCCGUGUUCAACCCACCCUACGUUGGAUGCUACUUCCCUACAUCUACCGGUUCGGAUACUCGUCUUGAAAAUCCUGAACAAGAGAUUCGUCCCAAAAUCCCCUGAGUCCUGAUUCGAGCUGCGAAAGCCAAAGUCCUCGGGCUAGUCUGAGCCAAACCUGCCACUGCCUCUCUCUUUAAUCCCCGUCUCUUCCUCCCUAGGGAACUCCAUAAUACCUCCCUUGAUCCUGCCUUCG